Molecule: messenger RNA, 4465 nt
Organism: Talpa occidentalis (Iberian mole)
Lineage: Eukaryota; Metazoa; Chordata; Mammalia; Eulipotyphla; Talpidae
Gene: RAPGEF3
Product: Rap guanine nucleotide exchange factor 3
Exons: 28
Coding region: 350-3121 (923 amino acids)
Biological process (GO): Ras protein signal transduction; positive regulation of GTPase activity
Cellular component (GO): plasma membrane
Molecular function (GO): guanyl-nucleotide exchange factor activity
Source: RefSeq, a predicted model, not a curated record
CGCCCGGGCCAGUGCCCGCCGCGGCUCCGCUUCAGCACCCGGUGCCAGCUGGCUCUUUCGUCUGGGACGGAGGCAGAGGCUGGGGGCUUCUUGUCGCUGGGGGGGACCCCCCAUCCCUAUGGGCUCAGCCCUCUACACACUCAAGAAGAGCCGAGUCUCUCCAUUCAGCCUUGCCUCCUGCUGCCCGGGCGGCCCGUCCGACUAGAAACUGGCCGGGUCCACUGCGCCCGGGACUUUCAGUCCUCAGCACCCUGGGGUACCCCUGUCGGAGCUGAAGGGGACUUGCUGCCCCACCUUCUCCGCAGCCUUUUGUUACAGCCUGCACCACAGUGCCAGCCUGAGAAGGAUCAUGAAGGUGGGCUGGCCAGGUGAGAGCCGCUGGGAGGUGGGCCUGGCUGUGGAAGAUGGCCCAGCUCUGGGAGCACCACCUGUGGGGGGUCUCCCAGAUUUGGUGCCAGAGGAGACACUGUUCAACAUGGUGCUGAGGAGGAUGCACCGGCCCAGAAGCUGCUCCUACCAGCUGCUGCUUGAGCACCAGCGCCCCAGUCGCAUCCAGGGGCUUCGCUGGACUCCCCUCACUGACAGUGAGGAGUCCCUGGAUUUCAGCGGGAGCCUAGAGCAGACUUCCACUGAGCGCUUGCUCAGGGCUGGGAGGCAGCUGCAUCGGCAUCUGCUGGCUGCUUGCCCAAACCUCAUCCGAGACAGAAAGUACCACCUCAGGCUCUAUCGGCAGUGCUGCUCUGGCCGGGAGCUGGUGGACGGGAUCUUGGCCCUGGGGUUUGGGGUCCAUUCCCGGAGCCAGGCCGUGGGAAUCUGCCAGGUGCUGCUGGAUGAGGGCGCCCUCUACCAUGUGAAACACGACUGGACCUUCCAGGACCGAGACACCCAAUUCUAUCGCUUCCCCGGGCCGGAGUCAGAGCCUGCGGGCAUCCACGAGAUGGAGGAGGAGUUGGUUGAGGCUGUGGCCCUGCUCUCCCAGAGGGGGCCUGAUGCUCUACUCACUGUAGCACUUCGAAAGCUCCCAGGCCAGCGCACAGACGAGGAGUUGGACCUCAUCUUUGAGGAGCUGCUGCACAUCAAGGCCGUGGCCCACCUCUCCAACUCGGUGAAGCGGGAACUAGCAGCAGUUCUGCUCUUUGAACCACACAGCAAGGCAGGGACUGUGUUGUUCAGCCAGGGGGACAAGGGCACUUCAUGGUACAUUAUCUGGAAGGGCUCUGUCAAUGUGGUGACGCACGGCAAGGGACUGGUGACCACCCUGCACGAGGGUGAUGACUUUGGGCAGCUGGCUCUGGUGAACGAUGCGCCCCGGGCAGCCACCAUCAUCCUUCGAGAAGACAAUUGUCAUUUUCUCCGUGUGGACAAGCAGGACUUCAACCGUAUAAUCAAGGACGUAGAAGCAAAGACCAUGAGGCUGGAAGAGCAUGGCAAAGUGGUGCUGGUGCUGGAGAGGACGUCUCAGAGCGCUGGCCCUUCUCGCCCCCCGCCCCCAGGCAGGAACCGGUAUACGGUGAUGUCUGGCACCCCAGAAAAGAUCCUAGAACUGCUGUUGGAGGCCAUGAGGCCUGAUUCCAGUGCUCAUGACCCAACAGAGACAUUCCUCAGUGACUUCCUCCUGACCUACAGCGUCUUCAUGUCCAGCACCCAGCUCUGUGCUGCCCUUCUACACCAUUUCCACGCGGAGCCCACGGGUGGCAGCGAGCAGGAGCGCAGCACCUACAUCUGCAACAAGAGGCAGCAGAUCCUGCGACUGGUCAGCCAGUGGGUGGCUCUGUACGGCCCCACACUCCACACCGACCCUGUGGCCGCCAGCUUCCUCCAGAAACUCUCAGACCUGGUGAGCAGGGACGGCCGGCUUAGCAACCUGCUGCGGGAGCAGUGGCCGGAGAGGCGGCGACACCACAGGUUGGAAAACGGCUGUGGGAACGCAUCUCCUCAGAUGAAGGCCCGGAUCGUACCUACUUGGCUUCCCGGUCAGGAUGAGCCCCUCCCCAGCAGCACCUGUGCCAUCCGAGUUGGGGACAAAGUCCCCUACAACAUCUUCAGACCAGACCACUCGGUGCUGACCCUGCAGCUGCCUGUGACAGCCACUGUGAGGGAGGUGAUGUCUGCACUGGCCCAGGAAGAUGGCUGGACCAAGGGGCAGGUGUUGGUGAAGGUCAACUCCGCAGGUGAUGCCGUUGGCCUGCAGCCAGAGGCUCGUGGUGUGGCCACAUCCCUGGGACUCAACGAGCGGCUCUUUGUUGUCAAUGCACAGGAAGUGCAGGAGCUGACCCCACACCCUGAGCAGCUAGGGCCCACUGUGGGCUCUGCUGAAGGACUGGAGCUGGUGAGUGCCAAAGACCUGGCUGGCCAGCUGACUGACCACGACUGGAGCCUCUUUAACAGUAUCCACCAGGUUGAGCUGAUCCACUAUGUGCUGGGCCCCCAGCACCUGCGGGAUGUCACCACUGCCAACCUGGAGCGCUUCAUGCGCCGCUUCAAUGAGCUGCAGUACUGGGUGGCCACAGAGCUGUGUCUCUGCCCUGAGCCGGGUCCCAGGGCCCAGUUGCUCAGGAAGUUCAUCAAGCUGGCAGCCCACCUCAAGGAACAAAGGAACCUCAACUCCUUCUUUGCCAUCAUGUUUGGCCUCAGCAACUCAGCCAUCAGCCGCCUGGGCCACACCUGGGAGCGGCUGCCCCACAAAGUUCGGAAGCUGUACUCAGUCCUCGAGAGGCUCCUGGACCCCUCCUGGAACCACCGUGUGUAUCGAAUGGCCCUCACCAAGCUCUCCCCUCCCGUCAUCCCCUUCAUGCCCCUUCUUCUCAAAGACAUGACCUUCAUCCAUGAGGGAAACCACACGCUGGUGGAGAAUCUCAUUAACUUUGAGAAGAUGAGGAUGAUGGCCAGAGCCGCACGGACGCUGCACCACUGCCGGAGCCACAGUAUGGUGCCUCUCUCGCCGCUCAGAAGCCGUGUGUCCCAUCUGCACGAGGACGGCCAGGCUGCGAGGAUUUCCACAUGCUCGGAGCAGUCCCUGGGCACCCGGAGUCCAGCCAGCACCUGGGCGUAUGUCCAGCAGCUGAAGGUCAUCGACAACCAGCGGGAGCUCUCCCGCCUCUCCCGGGAACUGGAGUCAUGAGGAGGGACUGGAGCUGGAGCAGGCACUUCCCACCAGGAAAGCCAGGGCACGCCCGGGCCAUGGGGCCCACAGGCUGGCUGCAGCUGGGCAGGGCUCUCCGCAGAGUGGACUCGAAGCCCUGGAGCAGGCAGCGUGGAGACAGCUGUCCCCUAUGAUGACUCGCGGCCAAGGAGAACCUUGCAAUGGAAUGAGCCAGGGCCCAAGGCCAAGGAAUGGGGGACAGAGAGGCCCUGGAGUGGGUAGGCGAGUGGAGCGGCGCUGGGACUCUGUGUUCAAUAGAGAGCUCUCCACACCAGCUUUUUUCCAGAUUCUGUGCCUUGUGCCUUUGUUGUAUGGCCAUCUCCAGGCCCCUGUGGUUUAUUUUCACAGUGAACUGAGCGUGUGUGCAUGUGUGUGGCAUGUGUGUGGCGGGGAGAGCCCGUUAACUGGGAAAGGGAGGGAUGUGGGGGGCAGGAGCAGUUCUGCUUUUCUUUCUGUGCCUAUGAGAUAAACAGUCGGGUGUGGUCAGGGCUGUCUGUAUGGGAGUGGUGGUCCCUGAGGAGCCAUAACUGAACAGAGAGGGUAUGUUCUGAGGCCAGUCCUUUGGGGGGCAGCAGAGAAGGCCGAGACCACACCCUCUGGCCCAGAAGCUGAGAAAGAGGUGGUGCUGCACUCGAUUGGGCCCCAAGAGGUGCAUGGGACAACCUUUCCACCUCACAUGGUCUCCCGGUCCCCAGAGGGCUCAAAAAUGGAUGCUGCUGGCCACAGGAGUGGCUAGAGCCUAGACCUGUAGGAGGCUGGCCAGGAUCACCCAGACUCUCCACGGUGUCUGAGAGGACAGUUAUGGCCCAGCUGCAGCUAGUGCCUACCUCACUCAUCUCAACCUGUUGGUUUGAGGAAUGGAGGCUUCUGAGUGGUGGCCAGUGGCAGAGCAGAUGCUGAGGCAGAGACUUGUAAGGGGAGCCCAUUCCCUACUGAGGCCUGACAGGCUCCAUGAAGUCAGGCUUUCUCUCAAGAGUGAUGACAAUGGUCCCACAAGCUCUGUCAGUGUCGAGUCCUCUUGUCCCUGCUCUCCAGCAUGUCCCCUGGGAACCAGUUACUGCAAGGCCUCAGGGGGGCUCCCUGGAGGAAGCUCCCGGUGGGGCCAGUCCUCUCUGAGGACAUUCCAGGGUGGGCCUCAGUCCUCUCUGCCCCCUGCCCCCAUGGCCCUGAGCCUGGUAGGGGAAGGUCCAUUGCCUGACUCCUGAGAGGACUGGAGGCCCUGGAUAAGCUCAGAAUAAGCCAGUGGGUGGGGAGCACAGGGCAUGCGGAGGAAGUGCUCCCACACCCAGGGGGAAGGAGGCCCCUGGUGUGGCCCUGCACUUG